AUGGCGAAAACUACGAUAAGUUUAGUUUUUUGUCUAUUAGGUUUGAUACUUUUAGGUUUAGCUCCGAGCGGAAAGUGCGAUUGCUUAGCAGCUCCGGUAGAAGCACUAACGCCGUGUGGGGCCUACAUAGCAGGAUCGGAUAACAAGCCGACACGUGGAUGCUGUACGGGUGCUGCAGCUUGGGAUCAUUAUUGGGACGAGAGUAUGUGCAGAUGCUACCAAAAUUCACCGGGCAGGCUACAGUUCAAACUCAACCGAGAUAAAAUGCUAUCUCUUCAAACUGAAUGCGGGCUUUCUCCUCGCUUUACCGCUAUCGUUCGUUGUCUGUUCGGGCCCUAG
This is a messenger RNA of Erythranthe guttata (spotted monkey flower), 339 nucleotides long. The record is from RefSeq and is a predicted model, not a curated record. Lineage: Eukaryota; Viridiplantae; Streptophyta; Magnoliopsida; Lamiales; Phrymaceae.